CAUAAAACAACUUGUAAAAACCGGUAAAGAAUAACUAAAUCCUAAUUUAGUAAGAUGUCAUGAAAUUGAGUAAUAGAGCAUCGUUUAUUUUACACAUAUUCUAUUCCGGUUCCCUUCGACACGCCACUAUGAAAGAGUAACAAAGAGAAGCGUGUUUAACGGUCUAUUUUAGUACAGGAAAACCAAAGCUAAUACUGCAUCCAAAUUGACUUGUCAUUUUUCUCUUCCACUACAAGAUUGUUGAGGGUUGUAGAAGCAACAAUCUGGCUAACAAGAUGUAUUUUCCUAGAAAAUAGACCUUUUCCUUUCUUUGUCUUCAAUGUAGAACUUUUUAAAAAAAAAAAAAAAAUAAAGACAAACGACAAAAGAAACGCUGAGAAUGAUUGUUACUAUGCUUUACAGUUAUGUGUUUUAUUGCAUCAUAAAUGAUCAAUACCAAUUGUAUAGUAUAUAUAAAACAAUGUAUUUGGUGUUAGUAAUAAGGCCGCUUAACUCAGUUGGUAGAGUGUGAGAUUCCAAAUCUUGAAGUCAAGUGUUCAAGUCACUUAGUGGUCAUUUUUUUCAGUUCACUUACAGUAAGUGAAAAAAUUUUUGUCUUUACAUUCUUAAACGUUGUUUAAAGAAAAGAAAAGAAAAAAAAAAGUCUUAUUUUUAUUGUUCUGUUUGCAUCAGUUUCUGGCUUUAGUAGCACCAAGUCAAGUUUGCCUUUGUUUAACAAAAGCCCUAACUGUUUAGCCGUCUGCUGCUCUUGCUUUGGACAUUGGUGACAUACUGGGAGAAUUGGUUUAAAUUUUUAGCCGUAAAACGAAAAGGAACUUGAAAAAGAUAAAGAGAAAAGAGAAAUAGUAUAUUCAAUAUGCCGGAAUCCAGAAAUACAGAGUUUGAUCCUAAUACGAAGAAUAAGAGCGCCGAUGAAAUGUACAAUGAGCUCAACAAGAUUCCUUUCUUUAUGCAGUCUUUAGACGAUGUUGAAGAAGAGGGAGAAGGUAAUGCUCAAUUGGAGGCCUUGAAAGCCUUGGCUUAUGAAGGCCAACCACACGAAGUUGCACAGAAUUUUCGUGAACACGGAAAUGAGUGUUUUAGCACAAAGCAAUACCGUGAAGCUGCCGAGUAUUAUACGAAAGCUUUGGGUGAAAAAUGCGGAAAGCCAGAGAUUGAAAUUCCUUGCUACUCGAAUCGUGCGGCAUGUAAUUUGAUAUUCGAAAACUAUCGACAAGUACUGAACGACUGUAGGCAAGUUCUCCAACGUGACCCACAACAUUCCAAAGCCUUAUUUCGCUCCGCAAAAGCCCUUGUUGCGUUGAAACGAUACGAUGAAGCUGAAAGUUGUAUCCGGUUGUUUUCCGCUUCACAACGAGGCGAUCCUGCUGUUGAAGCGUUGAACAAAGACCUAAAACGAAAGAGAGAUACUUUUGAAAAAAUGGAAACAGAAAAGAGAAGAAUUGCCGAGGAAAAAGUUACUGCGGCAAGAGUUGUUAUAGAAGCCAUGAAACUACGUCGCAUUCGCACCAAAACUUCCGAUUGUCCCCCCGAUAUGGGAAAUGCCAUGGUCACAAUGACCACAUUUGAUGACCCGAGAAGUGAAAUGUAUUUGCCUACUUUAUUACUAUAUCCUUUGACUUUACAGUCUGAUUUCCUUCCCUCGGUUUCUGAAAGUACCACUCCACAAGAGCUAUUGGAAAUGGUAUUCUCCGAACAGGCACCUUGGGAUUCUGAAUAUAUUUACCGCCCCGAAACUUUAGACGUCUUUGCCGCAACCUCUACUGGCGGUCUCAUGAAAGUUGGAAAACGCGUCCCUAUGUUGCAAGCACUUAUUCAUCCAAAGGCUAUAUUGAUAGACGGCCUUGUUCAAUUUCAUGUUGUUCCUUCUUCCCAGACUUCUGCAUUUAUUACUUCUUGGAAACAAAACAAGAGUUCUUGAGCUUCGCAACCAAAUAUCAUUGUGGACUUUCUUGGCUAUUGUCUUUCUUUUUGGACGGUGUUGAUUUCAAUUUGGUGAAAUUAGGAAUCUGCAAAUUGGAUUGGGUAACUUUAGGAAAAAAAAAUAUUAUUCUUUCAUGGAAAACUAUAAAUUAAUCAUCAC
Messenger RNA from Schizosaccharomyces octosporus yFS286, 2083 nucleotides. Its product is annotated as HSP chaperone complex subunit. The coding region runs from base 857 to 1921 and encodes 354 amino acids. The transcript has a single exon. The record is from RefSeq and is a predicted model, not a curated record. Lineage: Eukaryota; Fungi; Ascomycota; Schizosaccharomycetes; Schizosaccharomycetales; Schizosaccharomycetaceae. Gene Ontology annotation, biological process: protein folding. Gene Ontology annotation, molecular function: Hsp90 protein binding.